AUGGCCCUCUCAAUCAACCUCAUCGACAAUCAUCUCCCUCCAUCAGUAUUCACCUACUCCCAAAACACAUCAGAAGACUUAAACGAACACACUCUCCAAUUCCAAUUCCCCGACUUCACAUUUCAUCUCUGCCUCUCUAUAGACCAUAAAACUCUCCUCUCAAGCCGAAUCCUCGAUACCAACAGCUCAAUACCACGCCGCAUCCUCGAUCCCCUCCGGCAAAACGUCCGCUCCAUCUUCCUCACCCUCUACAACGAAGAUGACGAUUCAUCACAUAUUAGAGAAGAGCAUCUCCAAAUCGCCAUCCUCCAAGCUCUAGAACAUCUCUCAGAAUAUCCUCAAGACUCAGGCCACCAAGCCGCAAAUCCCAACUCCAAAACAACCACCGCUCACACCAAAGGCUGGUCUGCCUCUGAAAUCUCUAGCUGGGACGACAUCAUCUCCAACCCCUUCGGCCUCGACGUCUCUACCGUUCACGACACCGCCUCAUUCCUCCUAGGCAUGACCCCCGAGCAAAUCGCGCAGCAAAUCCCCUCGGCAUGGAGAAUCAUUCACUUCGAGAACAUCAUGCGCGAGGACCUCCUUAAGCGCUUCCGACGAUACCGAGACUACCUCCGCGCAGUCCUCCCAGGACAGCCCAACCUGCGCAAGAAACUCCCACCGCAUUCUUCCCUCGCCGGCCGCUACCACACCACCCUCUCCCUCGACGCCGUCGUCGAAGACGUGGUCAAGCCAAGGCUCACAUUCCACGGCACAAGCCUCCGCUCCGUCCGCUCCAUCAUCCGCAACGGCUUCCUCCUCCCCGGCAAACUCGCCGACGGCAAACGCAUAGAAUCACCUCGCUCCGGAAUCGCCUUCAACCGCGGCAUCUAUUCCUCCCAGUCCGCCGCGUACGCAAUGUCCUACGCCAGCGGCCAGCAACAACAGACGCCGCUAGGAAUGCUCCCCAGCAUGCGAUUGUUCGUCUGCGCGACCGUCAUGGGCCGAACGUAUGGCCCUAAAUCGGACAAGACGCUGGGUUCCGUUCACGGCCCCCUUGUCGGCGGCUAUGAUUCACACUUUGACGGCGGCUAUGAAUACAUCAUCCAUGAAGAGAGAGCAAUGCUGCCUUGCUUUGUGAUUCACCUUGACCUGGGCUCGGAAGAAGCUCUAAAGUCGAUCAGAGCCGCACAGCUCAACCCAGCAUCGAUCCAAGAGACGCCCACGACAUCGAGGGCAUCACGCCUUCACCAAGAGUACGACGAUUCGCCCGGAGAUCGCAAACGGAAGCAACUCGCCCUCAAAGCUGCCGCCAUGAAGUGGUUCCCUUAUGGCUUUGGCACCGCCACGGGGACAAGCUUUGUCAUUGAGGAUAUCGGGGCAACUUCAGAUGAUAGCGAGACGUAUGGCGAUUGGCAAGAAGAUAAACAUGCGUAUGAGCCAAGUGAUGAGCAGUCCGUCGGCUGGGGCCACCGGUCCUCUGGAUGGGAUGAGGAGGAAGGAGAUUUGCAAAAGAGAUUGUUCCUCGAUGAAUACCAGAAAGACCGCGAGAUACGAGUCGAGAGAGGUAACAAAGCCGAACGAAAAGUAGACCAAUAA
Trichoderma aggressivum f. europaeum is the source of this 1578-nucleotide messenger RNA. RefSeq lists its product as uncharacterized. Lineage: Eukaryota; Fungi; Ascomycota; Sordariomycetes; Hypocreales; Hypocreaceae. The transcript has a single exon. The record is from RefSeq and is a predicted model, not a curated record. Gene Ontology annotation, molecular function: NAD+ poly-ADP-ribosyltransferase activity. Bases 1 to 1578 code for a protein of 525 amino acids.